AGCACUUUGAUCCCUUGCCCUGUCAAAAACAGGUAAUUUCUGUUGAGCAGCCAUGAACAGAUGAACCUUCACACUCUGCCUUUUUCCCUUUCUUUGCUCCUUCUAUCUAGAAACCAUGGACAACAUAACAACCACUGAGCUCCCGAGUGGUCUGCCCGGGCACCCCGAUGUGGCGCCACUCUCCCAGGUCUCCCUGCAGGUCCAGGAGGUCUACCCAUUCCACGACGGCUGGAAUGUGGCCUGCUUCAUUAUUCUCCUCCUCUUCAUCCUCACCGUGUUGUCUCUGGCUGCCCUGGCAGUGCUCUAUGAGCUGCUGGACUGCGGAUGCUGCGCCAAAGGAAAAACACACCGCCAGCUCCAGGAGGAGAGGCCAGGAGGCUUCAGCAAGCUGAUGAGCGGCUUCCGCCGAACACCACAGUCCCACACUGAGGUGGUGUAAAGGCAGCAAAGCAGGAGGUGGUGAAAGCAGUGAUUCGGCAUUGAAUUUGCCAGUGUCACAGCUUCGGCCAUGGUCCUAAUUCAGAGACAACUUAUAAAAUGGCCCAACAGUGCUUGGACUGCUCACACGGGGAAGGAUGUGCAAAAUGGGGCUGGGGCAAGGGACAGGGCAAGGUAAUACUAAAGGAGAUGGAUAACAAUCUUUAUUUUGCUUAGUAAUGUGAAGUAUGCCUAAUUUGGUCAACAAUGAAAUGAAAAUGUCACCCUCUAUGUUUACAAUCUUUACACCAGUACAAAUACAGGUUGUAUCCAGUUGUUACUUAUUGACUACUAGAUAGUACACUGCACUGAAAUGUACAAAAAUAGCGACUUUCUGACUUUUCACAGAAUGGCAGGUAGAAUGCAGUUAAUAAAUAUAGAACGGCCAUUUGAAACGGCACUGUACUAGAAAAUCACAAUAGGCAAUUAGUCUUUUUAACGAAAGAAAAUAAUUUCUAGGCUGUCUCAGCUUUGCACAUGAUUGUGGCCAACAGGAUGCAUCCUAUGUGUCCAAGAUAAUGCCACAAUAAAAGAUCUGUUCUGAUAUGGCACAGGACGUUACUUACUGCUGGGAAAUUUUGUCCAAAAGGUUUGCAAUUAUGCCUUUAUUAGCUCAUCAACUAGACCUAACCAACAACAGCUCAACUGAUGAAGCUUAAUUUGAUAUCGUCAAAGGUUUAGGUCAAGCCCAUUUUCUCCAGUCUUUCACCAUUUAAUAUUGUCAACAUGUUCAGCACAUUAUUUAUGAUGAUUGACACCUGAAUGCUGCACAGUGAUGGUCAAUAGCAAAGUCAUGUUGAGCACACGGUAUGAUUUUAAAUGCCUUAACACAACAUAUCCAAUAAAUGAU
Molecule: messenger RNA, 1327 nt
Organism: Lampris incognitus (smalleye Pacific opah)
Lineage: Eukaryota; Metazoa; Chordata; Actinopteri; Lampriformes; Lampridae
Gene: smim18
Product: small integral membrane protein 18
Exons: 1
Coding region: 116-439 (107 amino acids)
Source: RefSeq, a predicted model, not a curated record